UUCAUGUAGUGAUGGCCCUGUUUGACACUUUCAUUGACUUUCUUCUUCUUUAUGUUUGCAAAGAUAUUUGGAAAAAAGCGCUUAUGAAUUCAAGAGAUGAUGAAACGCAACACAGCUCUAGACGCUUCUUCUCCAUCGAAUAGGUCGGGAGUUUGAGUCACCUGCAGUUGAAAUGUAUCCAGUUCGCAUGAUUCUAGUGAUCAUCAUAUACCUUUCAUCCCAGGCGAGAGCACAGGAAAAUCCCUUCCGAUGUACCAGCAACGGGGGCUACAAGAAUAAUAGCGUAUACAGCGCCAACCUCAACGCCCUACUCCUCUCUUUUUCCACCAACAUUAGCGACUACGGCUUCCACAGCGCAUCUGUUGGCGCAGUCAACGGCCUCGCCCUCUGCAGGGCCGACCAAACCCUUGACCAGUGUCGCACUUGUGUCGAGUCAGCCUCGCGCCAGGUGCUUCAGUCGUGCCCCAGCGCGAGACAGGCGGUUAUAUGGUACGAACACUGCUCCUUGCGCUACUCUGACUAUCCCAUACACAAUACGCAGACGGAAGAUCCAACCUAUCUGCUAAUAAAUACACAAAAUGCUUCGAAUGGAGAUGCGUUCAAGGAGGACAGGGCGAGGCUGCUGUCUGAUCUCACCGCACAGGCGGCUAACGGCACGUUCGAGCUCAAAGUUGGUGCAGGGGCUAGGAAUCUCUCACGCUCAGAGUUUUCGAUGAUUUAUGCUCUGGUGCAGUGUACACCGGACUUUUCAUCGGAAAAUUGCCGGAGAUGCUUGGCUGGGCAUUCCCAAUUCCUUCAAAGUUAUAUUUCGAUUGGGUUCAGAGUGCUAGGACCCAACUGCAUUAUUUGUAAUGGAAAUAAUACAACACUUAUACAAGGAAAGAAAGAUGAUAAUACGGCAAAAGUUAUCAUCUUCAUUGCUGUCCCAGUUGGAGCAACUCUAUUAUUUGCUGCUUGUGCCAUUAUCAUCUUCACUAGGAGAAGAACGAAGCAGAGCAGUGCAUAUAAAAUAGCCGAGUCUGCUGACGACAUUUGUAAUGUUGAAUCCCUGCAAUAUGAUUUUCGCAUCAUCAGAGCUGCAACUAAUGAUUUUUCCGAUGCUAACAAGCUCGGCCAAGGCGGAUUCGGGGCUGUUUAUAAGGGAAAACUUCAAAGUGGCGAAGAAAUAGCAGUUAAACGGUUGUCCAGAGAUUCAAGGCAAGGCAAUGUGGAAUUCAAGAAUGAGGUUUUGUUAGUUGCCAAACUUCAACAUAGGAAUCUGGUGAAACUCUUAGGUUUCUCUAUGGAAGGAACCGAGAGGGUACUAAUAUAUGAAUUCGUUCCGAAUGCAAGCCUUGACAAGUUCAUAUUUGAUCCAGUCAAAAGUUCGCAGUUGGAUUGGGACAGACGCUACAUGAUCAUAAGGGGUGUCGCGAAGGGGCUUCUGUACUUGCACGAAGACUCUCGACUCAGGAUCAUUCACCGUGAUCUAAAAGCCAGCAACGUACUGUUGGAUGGAGAUAUGAAUCCCAACAUUGCAGAUUUUGGCAUGGCGAGAUUGUUUAAACAAGAUGAAACUCAAGGAAAUACAAGCAAGAUUGUUGGAACAUAUGGUUAUAUGUCGCCUGAAUACGUGAUGCAUGGUAUGUACUCGAAUAAGUCUGAUGUGUAUAGUUUUGGGGUGCUUGUUCUGGAAAUCUUGAGUGGUCAGAGAAGUGCUUGUAUCAAAAAUGAGGAGAAUGGAGAGGACUUAUUGACUAUUACAUGGAAGAAGUGGAGUGAAGGGACAGCUGCAGAUAUGAUAGAUCCUGUGGUGAGGAAUGGAGCGGGAUCUGAACGUGACAUGGUGAGAUGCAUUCACAUCGGACUGUUGUGCGUUCAAGAGAAUGCUGCAACGAGGCCAACGAUGGCUUCGGUUGCUCAAAUGCUCGGUAGAACGACAAUGAGUCUGCCAGUGCCCUCUGAGCCCGCAUUUUAUUUGAGUAGUCGCUAUGGCCCCGUAGACUCCUGCUCAAGCGAAGUGAGAACAGGUGUAUCUCAAGGCUCGUCGUCUGUAAACGAUGUUUCAAUCAGCGAGUUAUGUCCUCGUUGAUUUUGUCUCUACAUACAAAUUAAUUAUACAUGUAAAUUUGUUCUGUUUUUCUCUUGUAUCGGUGUUUGUGAGUUAGAACUUUUGAAAUAGUAAAGCUUUGUAGAUAAUGUCUAAAACAGUUAAUGAGGAAAAGGAGGAUUGAUUCAAAUUCCAAACCACGAGAUUCAUCGUU
Molecule: messenger RNA, 2243 nt
Organism: Salvia hispanica
Lineage: Eukaryota; Viridiplantae; Streptophyta; Magnoliopsida; Lamiales; Lamiaceae
Source: RefSeq, a predicted model, not a curated record